Mycotypha africana is the source of this 1087-nucleotide messenger RNA. Its product is annotated as haloacid dehalogenase-like hydrolase domain-containing 2. The coding region runs from base 128 to 913 and encodes 261 amino acids. The transcript has 8 exons. Gene Ontology annotation, molecular function: phosphatase activity. The record is from RefSeq and is a predicted model, not a curated record. NCBI's taxonomy places the organism in Eukaryota, Fungi, Mucoromycota, Mucoromycetes, Mucorales, Mycotyphaceae. Gene Ontology annotation, biological process: dephosphorylation.
ACCUUCCUUCCGUAUCUAUGAUGAAAUGUUAGUAAGGGAACCUUAAUUCUUUUAAUGUGUGUCACCCAUAAAUGACGCGUCUUUAUUGUUUCUCCUUUAUUUCAUCUCGCUUUUUCAAAUAUUGAUCAUGACAGCCAUCAAAGGUGUCCUUAUUGAUUUAAGUGGUACGGUCCAUAUUGACAGCAAAGUCAUUCCAGGCGCCAUUGACGCCAUUCGACGAUUGAGAGCAAGCCGAAUUCCAUUCAAAUUCGCCACAAAUACUACCAAAGUAUCCUCCAGUAAAUUAGUACGAAAAUUGAUCCAUUUAGGCUUUGAAGUAGACGCAAAAGAUGUUUUCACGUCGUUAUCUGCUUGUAAAGACAUGAUUCAGACGAGACAAUUAAGACCUCUGUUGUUAAUGGAGGACGCCGCUUUGGAAGAGUUCAAAGAAAUAGAGACGUCAGACCCAAAUGCAGUCGUUAUUGGUUUGGCACCUUCCAAAUUCAACUACGAAAAUUUGAACGAAGCUUUCCGUUUGCUAUCAUCUGACGCAAACGUACCAUUGAUCGCCGUGCAUAAGGCAAAAUAUUUUGCUGACAAUGACGAAAAGUUGUCUCUGGGGCCUGGUGGUUUUGUUCAGGCAUUGGAAUAUGCUACAGGUACGACAGCUACGGUUGCAGGAAAGCCCACCAAAGACUUUUUCAGGCUUGCUUUAAAACAAAUUCAUAUGGAAGACAAGCCUGAACAAGUGGCGAUGAUAGGUGACGAUGUACAAAAUGAUUUAGGAGAAGGCGCAGAACAGUUGGGCAUGCAGAGAUUCUUGGUAAAAACCGGUAAAUAUCGUGAAAAUGACGAGAAAAAGAACCCAGGUGUAAAGGUCUUUUCAUCGGUCGUUGAAGCAAUAGACUAUAUACUUGAACAGCAAGACAGCUAAGUGCCUGUCAUAAACACUGAAUAGGAGUAACACAAAAAACGUGUUGUUUGUCAUGUCUAGUGCAGGAUCUUUUUUUCCAUCGUUCUCAAAAUAAAUUUUUACUUUUCCCUCUUCACCUGAGCUUAACAACCGCUUCGGUUGAAUUCAUAAAUAAUUUCCAAUCUAUCGACAGCA